Myxocyprinus asiaticus (Chinese sucker) is the source of this 1706-nucleotide messenger RNA. Its product is annotated as pancreatic secretory granule membrane major glycoprotein GP2-like. Bases 165 to 872 code for a protein of 235 amino acids. The record is from RefSeq and is a predicted model, not a curated record. Gene Ontology annotation, biological process: neutrophil migration. The transcript is spliced from 5 exons. Lineage: Eukaryota; Metazoa; Chordata; Actinopteri; Cypriniformes; Catostomidae. Gene Ontology annotation, cellular component: cell surface; apical plasma membrane.
AGCCUCUGUUAAUAGUCUUUCAAAAAGAACAAGAAAUACCAGGAAGGAACAAAUGCAGAAAAGAGGAAGAGGGAGCGUCUAUGGCAGGUGAAGGGUGAAUGUGAUAUUUCGCAGUGUAUCGACCCGAGAACGUGCACCGUGUCGAUUUCACAGUGCACACACCAAUGGACCUGUACACUGCCUGUGGAUGUAUACCCAUUGAGAAAAACAACACAUGUUGCAUACUCCCUAACACUGGUGUCUGGCCCACCUACCAAUGGGAAAAUUGUGCGAGAUCCAGCUGUUCAGAGAGUACAAAUGUGUCUAUCCCUACAUCCGCAGACUCGGCAUGGCAUUUCCCAUCUUUUCUUUCUACAGUAUAUUCUGUGCACUUGGUCUUCUUUUUUUCUCUAAGAGAAGUCCUGUUGAAGCUGGAUGAAGUGGAUGUCAGUGUGGAGAUGAGUUUGUUCAAAGAUCACACGUACACAGAGGCUUUCAUCAGUGCAUCUACUAUUAAGUUCAAGGAUCAAGUCUACAUCCAGAUCCAAGUCACAGAGCCAGAAGACUUCUUCCGUCUGAAAGUGAACGAGUGUUGGGCAACUCAGAAUGCUCAGCCUCAUGACAAAUCAGGCUUUACUCACACACUGCUGAUAAAUGGGUGUGCAGAUGACAACUUUAUUCGUCAACAGCUCAGUACAUCGAGAAAGGGAAACGGCGAGGGAUCAACUGUCCGCUACUCCUUUGAAAUGUUUCUUUUUCUAAGCGAGCCCUAUGGUUUCUACCUGCAUUGUACUGUGCAUUUCUGUACACCAGAGGAUGAAAAUUCUUGUAUUCCUGUAAGCAUCUGUACCAUUGUUUUAUUGCAUUGUCUGUUCUUCUGUGCUAGUUAUUGAAGGUCUUGUUUUCACUUUGUUUACUUGAUAACCCUUUUUAUUAGGAGUGUAAAUCUGUGUACAAAAGAGAGGUGAUUGUGGAUAAACAGGUUCAAGGUCUCCUGUCUUAUAGACCAAUCAAACAAGAGGUCCCAGAGAGGCCCAUGACAAGUAAGUUUAGACAGGUUCCUACAACAUUUUAAUACAUGGAUACCUUUUAAUGCAAUCGAGAAUGGGUACAGUGGCCUCAAAAAGUAUUUGGAUACUUAAGCCACACUUAAUAUAUCUAAAUGUAUAUUUCAGCCUGGCCUCAUGAAAUUUACGUGACCAUGGCAACAUAUUUGCAAACCAAAAUUACGUGCUGUAUUAUAUGUUUGGCUGUGUGUUUCUCCGUGACAUGUCAAAUGAUGUAAUAAGACAAGGUUUUUAAGAUGAAUAUUAGAUGGAUGUUUUAAAACCGACAUCCUUACCCUAACCAACACCUAAACCUAACCGAUAGUGUUCUUGUCACAAAAGCACAUUUUAUAAAGCAACCACGUCAUUGCAUGUCGCUUGACACUUUCGUGUUACGUAUCAACUUCCGUGCUUGUUUGGGCUCGAACCACAUACUUCAGAGUCUAAGUUGAACACAAUCAGAAUCAGCUUUAUUGCCAAGUAUGCUUACACAUACAAGGAAUUUGUCUUGGUGACAGGAUCUUCCAGUGUACAACAAUACAAAAACGGCAGAAAGACAUAGAUAAUAAUAAAAAAUAGUUAUACACAUACGUACACACACAUGCAUACAUACACAUAUGUAGUGCAAUCUAAUACAAAAGUUAUCUGUUAUGUACAGCACAAAUACAAAUCUGUUAUGUA